This is a messenger RNA of Mus musculus (house mouse), 936 nucleotides long. It is a transcript of the gene Vmn1r231, whose product is annotated as vomeronasal 1 receptor 231. NCBI's taxonomy places the organism in Eukaryota, Metazoa, Chordata, Mammalia, Rodentia, Muridae. The transcript has a single exon. Gene Ontology annotation, molecular function: pheromone receptor activity; G protein-coupled receptor activity. The record is from RefSeq and is marked provisional. Gene Ontology annotation, biological process: sensory perception of chemical stimulus; G protein-coupled receptor signaling pathway; signal transduction. Gene Ontology annotation, cellular component: membrane; plasma membrane. Bases 1 to 936 code for a protein of 311 amino acids.
AUGGUUAAUGACAAGAUGGAUUCCAAAAAUCUGGCAAUAUUUGUAAUACUCAUCCUUCAAUGUUCAGUGGGAAUUCUGAAAAAUAUCUGUCUUCUAUCUUACUACUUAAUGCUUCAUUAUAAUAAACACACAUUAAAACGAAUUGAUUUGAUUUUCAUGAACAUGUUCAUAGCCAACUUCUUCAUCAUUUUCUCUAGAAUUGUGCUACAGACAAUGCAAACUUUUGGGAUGGAACUGUUCUUCAAUGUAUUUGUUUGCAAAUUCCCUAUGUAUACUGAAAGAGUUGGCAGAAGUGUUUCCAUUGGUACCAUCUGUCUCUUGAGUGUCUUCCAGGCCAUCACCAUCAGUCCCAGUGACUCGUGCCUUAAUGGCCUUAAAGUAAAAGUUCCAAAGUACAUCAACCUUUCUAUUUUCCUAUGCUGGGUCCUGUUUUUGGGGUUAAAUAUGAUUUCACCAAUGUAUGUAUAUAUUAAGUGGAACAGCAAUAAUGUAACAUAUAAAAGAACUUCAAAUUACUGCUUUAGUUUAGGUCAUGAUGAAUUUACAGGCCCAAUGAUUACAACAUUUUUUGUAUUCCCUGAAGUCUUGUUUGCUAUCCUUAUUGUCUGUUCUGGGAGCUUAAUGGUCAACAUUUUGUAUAGGCACAAGCAGCGGGUUCAACAUAUCCACAGCACUUAUGCUCCCACCAGAACAUCGCAUGAAUCAAGAGCCACUAAGAACAUUCUGGUGCUAGUGUCACUCUUUAUUGGCUUUUAUUCGCUCUCCUCCAUCUUACACACUUGUGUUGCUCUUUUUUGCGGUGCUGGCUGGUGGAUGAUUAACAUCACAGUCAUCAUUCAUCUGUGUUUUCCUACUUUGGGACCCUUUAUUGUGACCCAAGACACUGCUUUGCCCAGAUUCAGCUUAUCCUGGAUAAGAAAUACAGGAAGAACAUAA